CCGCUGAGCUCCACGCGCAGCAGCGCCCGUGACACAGGAGGAGUCCUCAGCAGCAGUAAACACAAAUUGUUGCCACACCGAGAGUAACGCAGCUAACGGCAACACGAGCAAAGAGUGAUGUGCUUGUCAUAGUGGAACACUAUAGCUGAACCCCCUCCCUGUCCUGUUGCCGUUCCCCCUGAAGACCUCCACUACCACCACCACCUCCUUUCUCGUCCUCCAUCUCCUCUUCCUCCCCCCAGCCGCCCCUGUGAUGCCUCCCUCGUGCUGUGGCUGCCUGUCACAGUACACUCAUCAUCAUCUGGUUGCCUUCCUCCUCACCUUCUUUAGCUAUGUGUUGCUACAUGCGUCCAGGAAGACGUUCAGCAAUGUGAAAGUCAGCAUCUCAGCCCAGUGGACGCCGUCUGUCCAGAAUGGUAGCGCAGCAGCUUACUCUCCUGGCGAGACAUGGGAGGACAAUCGUCUGUUUGCAGAUGAGAGGCAGGCCACUCUGUUCCUGGGAGCCCUGGACUCCAUCUUCCUCUUCUCAUAUGCAGUGGGUCUGUAUCUCAGUGGUGUGAUCGGGGACAGAGUGAACCUGCGCUACGUGCUCUGUUUCGGCCUGUGUGGCUCUGCUGCAGUGGAGUUUGUGUUUGGCACUCUCACUGAAUGGCUCCACAUCUACAACAUCUAUCUGUACUGUGGGCUGUGGGUGCUGAACGGCCUGCUGCAGUCAGCCGUCUGGCCCUGCGUGGUUGCCGUCAUGGGCAACUGGUUCGGCAAGACGGGUCGUGGCUUUGUGUUUGGCCUGUGGAGUGCUUGUGCCUCUGUAGGCAACAUCCUGGGGGCUUUUCUGGCUUCUAGUGUGCUCAAGUAUGGAUAUGAGUAUGCCUUCCUGGUGACCUCAGUGGUGCAGUUUGCUGGUGGGGUGGUGGUGUUCUUCGGCUUGCUUACCUCCCCAAAAGAAGUCGGUUUGAGCUUGGAGUCAGAGACUGGAUUGAGUCCAGUGGAGACGGACACAGACAGCCACAGGCCUCUGAUGAGUGACGAGGAGGAUGAGGUGGAGGGUGAGGUGUACGGGAGAACACACCAUUCCGUUCAGCAGCCGGACGAACCUCUGGACGAAACUCCUCGAGCCAUCGGCUUCUGCCAGGCUUUCUGUCUGCCUGGAGUGCUACCUUAUUCACUGGCCUAUGCGUGUCUGAAGCUGGUCAACUACUCCUUCUUCUUCUGGCUUCCUUUCUACCUGAGCAACAACUACCACUGGAAGGAGGCUGAGGCCGACCGCCUGUCUGUGUGGUAUGAUGUCGGAGGAAUCAUCGGAGGGACAGUUCAGGGUUUGAUUUCUGACUUCAUGGGAAAGAGAGCUCCAGUGUUGGCCCUUAGUCUGCUUCUGGCGAUGGGAUCCCUGGUGGGAUACAGCCACUCACCUAAUGACCAGGUGAUAAACGCCGUGCUGUUGGCUAUAACUGGUUUCUUCAUUGGCGGUCCAUCGAAUAUGAUAAGCUCCGCCAUAUCUGCUGACCUGGGGAGACAGGAGGCUCUGAGGGGCAGUCAGGAGGCUCUGGCCACUGUCACUGGUAUAGUGGAUGGAACUGGGAGUAUUGGAGCUGCUGGAGGACAGUACCUGGUGUCCCUUAUUAAGAGCAAGCUGGGCUGGAUGUGUGUGUUCAACUUCUUCGUGGUCAUGACAGGGGGCAGCAUUGUGUUCAUCACGCCCUUGCUCUUCAAAGAGGUGUGUGCCAUGUGGAGAGACAGACAAGCGCUGCGGCGCCAGCUGUGAAAGUGUCAACAUCUGCCAGCGGUAAUGAUCCUACUCUCUCAGUGACAACAGAGCUGCUCACAAACGGUACCUUUUAGGUGAGUUUUGGGAGGUUGAAAGAUUUGUGGGAUGAUGUUUCUCACAGAGUUCGAGAGUUAAACUCCCACAAUGACCACUGUUUGUCUAUAAACACCAAUGUAAGCAGUUAGAGAGUCUUGGAGCACAAUGCUGAAGUUUUAUCCACUGCCUAAAAGAUAAAAAAAAAUGUAGAUGUACACUUUUUUAGUGUGAGGAUUUAGAGGUUGAGCUGAAGUGCCUGAUUGAAAAAGGCUUUAAAAGGGACCUCGCUCUCCAGUCUGUGAUUUGAGGCCUUGCAGGGCCAUCACAGAAUGUACCACUGUAUAUAUUUUAGGAUUGAAAUGGAUGUUAAAUGUAAUUUUUUAAAAAAUGUAAAUGCAUCUUAAAUCUAGUUGAAUGAAUUUUGGCCUUUUAAAUCAGAGAAGUUUUUAACUUCUUAACUUAAAGAUCAGGCCCUCUGAGACAAUUUGGGGGUUGGGAUUGCCUGAAGAAUGUGAAUAAUAACUAAUCUAGAAAUUUAUUGUCAGCAUUUGUAGAUAUGUAUGAUAGUCUUAUUGUUUUUGGUCAAGAUAAUGAAUAUUGCACUGUAGUAUAGUAAUCAAAUUGAAUAUUUUAGUUAGCACUCAGAUCUUAGCUGGGUUUUGGGAAACUUUCACCUUUCAGCCACUUGAUUUCCCUUAUGUACAGUUUUGUGUAAGAAGGGUUGGAAACUAUAAUACUGUAUGUGGGGACUGGUUCUCUCAAUGCUGUAUAUAUGUGUCAAUCAUCGACCGGUAUCUGCUCAUUCCUUUUUAAAAUUUAAGUGUCUUAAGUCACACACUAUCGCUGUGGAAACCUACACAAACAAAAACUGACUGACACAUGAUGAGAAAAUCUA
This is a messenger RNA of Plectropomus leopardus (leopard coralgrouper), 2696 nucleotides long. RefSeq names its product solute carrier family 37 member 3 (gene slc37a3). Gene Ontology annotation, cellular component: endoplasmic reticulum membrane. Gene Ontology annotation, biological process: transmembrane transport. Lineage: Eukaryota; Metazoa; Chordata; Actinopteri; Perciformes; Serranidae. Gene Ontology annotation, molecular function: transmembrane transporter activity. The record is from RefSeq and is a predicted model, not a curated record.